AUAGUUGGUUCGCUUGAUAGCGCUUCUUUCUCGGUUCUUGUUGAGGAAGUUCAUUGACAAUGACGUGAAAAAAGCAGUAGCGAAACUGUAGAAUUGUUGAAGACGGCUAGUUUGGAGGACUUUAAUGCUCUAUCCCAUUAACAGGAUGUUGCUGCGUAUUGAAAAACUGUUGUGUUUCAUGUACGUGGUUGGAAUUGUAGCCGCAGGCACAGAUGAAGCAGGUUCGACUGGUCCUCCUCCACUGCUGCUCGUGUCCUUUGAUGGUUUUCGUGCGGAUUACCUCAAAAGGUUCCCCAUGCCCAACCUGAAGAACCUGUACACCCAAGGGGUUCUGGUGGAGCAGAUGACCAACGUUUUUAUCACGAAAACCUUUCCAAACCACUACAGUCUGGUCACGGGGCUGUAUGCAGAGUCACAUGGUAUCAUUGCUAGUAACAUGUACGACCCCGACACCAAAAAGCACUUCCGCGUUUCAAACAACACCGACCCGUUGUGGUGGAACGAGGCCGAGCCCCUCUGGAUCACAGCUCUGGACGCCGAGUACAAGACGGCAGCCAUGAUGUGGCCCGGGUCCGACGUGCUGAUCCACAACCGCACCGCGACACACUACCUCCCCUACAACUCAAAUAUGACCUUCAGAGAGAGGAUGGGCAAUGUGACCAAAUGGUUAACUGGAGAUGGAAAUGAAGAAGGGGUCAAAUUCGCAGCUCUGUACUGGGAGCAGCCGGAUAGUUCUGGGCACAAAUAUGGGCCUGAAAACACCACGAUGAUGGGCCAAACUCUCAAACAGGUGGAUGAUGACAUUGGGCUGCUGAUGUCUCAGCUGAAAGUGGCCGGUCUUUGGGGGCAGAUAAAUGUGAUCAUCACCAGUGACCACGGCAUGACCCAGUGCUCCCCCGACCGCCUCAUCCGACUGGACAAGUGUCUCGAUCCAGAUAACUACACUCUGGUUGACGUCACUCCUGUGGCAGCACUCAUCCCAAAACAAGACAAAACAGCAGUCUUCAAUUUACUGAAAGACUGUCACCUUCACAUGACCGCAUAUUUAAAGGAGGACAUCCCAGAGCGGUUGCAUUAUCGGAACAAUCGCCGCGUUCAGCCGAUUAUCCUCAUCGCUGACGAAGGCUGGACCAUUGUGCAGAACGGGAAUGUGCUGCCCAGACUUGGUGACCAUGGCUACGACAAUUCCUUACCCAGCAUGCACCCCUUCCUGGUAGCAGUGGGUCCCAGUUUUCGUCAGGGACAGCGGAUCAGCUCCAUCGAGAGUGUAGACGUGUACCCGCUCAUGUGUCAUCUCCUCGCCAUGAACGGGAAGCCCAACAAUGGCACGCUAAGCCGUACGCGGUGCAUGUUAGCUGGGGAGAAGUGCUGGGAUGUGCCCCUGGUCAUCGGUCUGGUGGUGGGGGUGCUGCUACUGUUGACUACUGUUACCUUUCUGUUCAGAUUCCUGGGCUGGAGACGUCCUCGCUCCAUCCAAGAUUUCCAAAGACUAAACGAAGACGAGGAUGACGAUGAUCCACUUUUGGAAUAACUGUGUAAACUGUCGGAGGUAUGAAGCAAGUUGCACUUUACUGUCAACAACUCCAAAGUUUUUGACACUGGAUACAACAGUUUUAAAUGCCUUUGUGACUGCUGAUGUUUGCGAAUCUGCUGCUCCAAAUGUUUCUGACAUUUAUUUUCACUUGAGGGAAUACAUUACAGGAAUUCUAUAUCUAUUGGGAAACUGAGGGGAAAAUAAUUUUAGGUGCACUGUGGAACUUUUCUGGGGGAGGGUUCUCAGUCUGCUUGUUUCCAUGGAUAUGUUACUGCUUUGCCUUGACUAUCCCCCAGUGUGGAAAUAAAACUGGUUAUCACAGUGGAGUCAAGUUAAUGGUCAGAUCUAUGGAGAAGCAAAUCUACGCCGCGUAAAUUUUUAGCUAUAAAACACUUGCAAGGCAGAUAUGUUUAAUGCCAAACUGCGGAACAUUCCAUGCAGAGAAAUAAUAUCUCCAUGGAAACAAGCAUGCAGCGGACCCCUCUUUAGAAGUUCCAUUGUGCAGCUAAGGAAGACAAUCAUUUCUGAUGAUUUAACUUGUUUGUUACUUGUUGUUUGUUAUGUUGCCAGAGGAGGGCGCUAUAUAUCCAAGUUUUGCGCUAUCUCAAUUAUCUCUCAAGAAUUAUAAUUUACUUGAGGGAAGACAUUUGAGGAAUUUUAGUUUUAUUUGGAAAUUAAGAAAAAAAAUAGUUUGUAAUCUUAAGUUUAGCUAAGGGAGCCAAUUAUUUCUGAUUAUGUUUGUUACUUGUUGUUUAUUAUGUUGCCAGAGGAGGGCGCUAUAUAUCUUAAAUUUUGAGCUAUCCCAAAAUCUAUAAAGAAUAAUUCUUAGUAAAACGUGAAAUGAACACUUUCAAGAAUGGAAAAUUUAUGCAAGAUUUUUUUUUUUUAUAUAUUAUCAAUUUUGUUGCUUUAAGUUUUGCCAGAUGUUUUAUUUGCUCUUAAUUUUAAACCAAAGACACUUCCAUAAAUGACAAGAGUGAAUAUCUGAAGGGCGUUUGAUAGAAAUCAUGUUAUUUAAAUAUAUGUGCAUGUAUUAUGUGUACACAGUUAUAUUUGCACUGGGAGUUCAUUUCGUUGCUUCAGGUGCUGCGUCUCAAGGUCACACUGACACAUAUAAGAAACAGGAAAGAGCCAUGUUGAAACUUCCGUCCUGUUUUUUUUUUAUUAUAGAUCUUAAUAUAUGCAACAAACAGAGUGAGGAUAUAUGCUACUGAGGAUAUAUGCUACUGAGGAUAUAUGCUACUGAGGAUAUAUGCUACUGAGGAUAUAUGCUACUGAGGAUAUAUGCUACUGAGGACAAUCUGGUCAGAAUGUUACCUGUGAAUGAUGUGUAUAUGCAGUUUGGUCCUGAUAUAGACCAUAGUUUGAUUCUGGUCUAGUCCUGGUCUUUUCCUGGUCUAGCUCUGGUCUAGCUCUGGUCUAGCUCUGGUCUAGCUCUGGUCUAGUCCUGGUCUAGUCCUUUUCUAGUCCUGGUCUAGUCCUGGUCCAGCUCUGGUCUAGUCCUGGACUAAUCCUGGUUUAGCCCUGGUCUAGUCCUGGUCUAGUCCUGGUCUAGUCCUGGUCUAGUCCUGGUCUAGUCCUGGUCUAGCUCUGGUUUAGCUCUGGUUUAGCUCUGGUCUAGCUCUGGUCUAGCUCUGGUCUAGCUCUGGUCUAGCUCUGGUCUAGCUCUGGUCUAGUCCUGGUCUAGUCCUGGUCUAGUCCUGGUCUAGUCCUGGUCUAGCUCUGGUCUAGCUCUGGUCUAGCUCUGGUCUAGCUCUGGUCUAGCUCUGGUCUAGUCCUGGUCUAGUCCUGGUCUAGCCCUGGUCUAGUCCUGGUCUAGUCCUGGUCUAGUCCUGGUCUAGUCCUGGUCUAGCUCUGGUCUAGCUCUGGUCUAGCUCUGGUCCAGCCCUGGUCUAGCCCUGGUCUAGCCCUGGUCUAGCUCUGGUCUAGCUCUGGUCUAGCUCUGGUCUAGCUCUGGUCUAGCUCUGGUCUAGCUCUGGUCUAGCUCUGGUCUAGUCCUGGUGUAGUCCUGGUCUAGUCCUGUUGUCCUACUUGUUCCAGAAACUAUGGACUAUAUUAUAAUCUUAAUCCAUUUGAUGUGACUUGCAUGUUUUACGUUGUCAGAUUGAAAAGUAAUCAUUCCUGCUAGCAUACAUUUUUUUCUUAAAAUAAUUAGAUUCUCUCUACUGAAUUUGUUAAAAGGAGGUCAUAGUUCAAAUACUUCAUCAUUGUUGUUUGGGCCAUUUAGACAUCCAUGUUACUGGGUUAUUAUGACAAUUCAUGGUUACUUUUACUUUAUUCCCCAGUGGAAACACUUUACAUUUAGCCAUAUUUUGAAUGCUUGUAUGAUUAUGUUGAAUAUAUUUGUCACAAAUUUUGCAACUUUCUACUGUCCUUUAGUGACUUUUAAAGGUCCAUAUUGCACAAAAUGAACUCUUGAGAGCUUUAGGUCAUGUUAUAAUGUUCAAAACCUGGAGUUGUGUUUUGUUUCUUUCACAUGUUUGAGUAACUCUUUAUUAUGAGUCUUUCUAUAUCUCCAAAGCUUAAAAUGCUCUGUUCCACCUUGUGAUGUCAUGACGUGGUAGUUUUUAAGAUAACAGAUAACUUUGUUCAGUAGAGAUUAGCAAUUCCUCAGUUUAAAUGUGCAUGGUUUGUGUGUUAAACAUGUGUGAAUGAAACAAAACACAACUCCAGGUCUGUUUUUGAUGAGGAAACAACAUUAUAACAGAUCAGAAAACAGUGUAAUACGGGCUCUUUAACUAUAUGCAACAGUUAUUUUUUGUGAGCUGUUACUGCAUUUUGCCUUGACAAUCUAAUCAUGUGUUACUGAAAAAUUUCUGAUAAAGAUGUAACUGUUUUGUAAAUCUUAUACGCUGCGCCAAUGAGCUGUUUGUACUACUCUUGCGAUUUUGAAUGUUACUGCCUUCUGCACCCCUUGCAUUCUGUCACUAUGCAAAUAAAAAUGGCCAUUGAAAGAAAUCUUUGCCACAGUUGAGAUUUUAAACAAAUAAUAAAUGAAUAGAAA
Messenger RNA from Periophthalmus magnuspinnatus, 4538 nucleotides. It is a transcript of the gene enpp4, whose product is annotated as ectonucleotide pyrophosphatase/phosphodiesterase 4. Lineage: Eukaryota; Metazoa; Chordata; Actinopteri; Gobiiformes; Gobiidae. The transcript is spliced from 8 exons. The record is from RefSeq and is a predicted model, not a curated record. The coding region runs from base 125 to 1531 and encodes 468 amino acids.